UUAAUGAUCUCUUUUACAGAGAGAGGCGACCCAGUCGUCUUGAUCUCAAUCUUCUUUUUUUGCUUUGAUAUGUCCCGUUUUGAUGCACUUUUGCGCGAUUCCCCCAUUGUUAUUUCCAUGUACUUCACUUCUUUUCCACCAUAAGCUGGAUCUUUGGGUGGACCCUUGCUUUUGCUCUCUUUUUUGUUGUUUUUCCACCACUAUACAAGACCAAGACUGUAGCCAGCAAUGGCAAGUAUCAGAUACAGAUGACUUAGGAUUAAUACGGAAUAUAACGGCCCCAGAUAACGGUCUACAUUACUGAAUUAAAUAUCCCUGAUUUAAAUACUCCAACACGUUAGAAUGACAGUAUACGGAAAUCACCUUC
Molecule: messenger RNA, 367 nt
Organism: Aspergillus versicolor CBS 583.65
Lineage: Eukaryota; Fungi; Ascomycota; Eurotiomycetes; Eurotiales; Aspergillaceae
Exons: 1
Coding region: 83-304 (73 amino acids)
Source: RefSeq, a predicted model, not a curated record